AUGCGCUCUCUUUCCUCCAAGCAGCAAUAUCGACCUCAACCUCUCCAAAGGAGAUCGACCCUCAAACGCUCCAUUGACGAAACGAGCUUCAUGGAUGCCCCCUCCAGUCCCUCCAAAAGGUCCCGCGUUACCUUUGAUUCCGACGUCGAGAUUGUCUCAGCCGGUGAAGAAGACGAACUAGAUCCUCUUGUUGUCAAAGAGCAGGUGCGCAGAGCGGUCGAGAGACGCAAAGCCAAGGAAGACGAAUCAUAUGAAAGGAUCAAAUCCGUGUUCACCAUUUCCUACGAAAAUCCAGGAGCACCAUCGACCAAAGUCCUGAAAAUCCACCUGCAGGCGCUGCUCGCAAAUGUCACCGCCCUCAACAAAGAUUGCAGCGGCCUUGUGACUGCAGUCUUGUAUAGCGAAUGGAUUGGCCGGGAAGAACCUUACUAUGCUCUGUUUGUUCGAUUUCUGAACAAUCUCGCCGCCGCUCAGCGCGGCUAUCAGCACAAGAUCAUGUCCAUGCUGGUGGAUUUGCUCGGACCGCAAAAGACAAGAAGAAUAUCAGGUUCCAAACCAAUCAGGCAGCCAACUAUCCAUCGAAGGGUGAUGCAAGCGAUCCAAUACAUCACUAGCAAUGUACCAUCUAUCCCCGCAGCACUGGCCGACAGGAUCUCAUCUAAGCUUGACUUUGAUUUCGAGAAGGUCGAGGAACGGAUGACGUACACCCGCAAUUUCAUGGAAAUGAUCAAGUAUGUACCUGAGCUGACCUCGGAGAUCCUGACGAGUGUUCUCCGACAGCUGAUCAAACUCGAUGUGGCUGUCCAGGUCGAUCUUGAUGAGGAGGAUGAUGAUGCUGAAGACGAUAUCCUUGAUCACAUGUCAUCGUCCCAGACCCUUAUCGCAUCUCAAGCACAAGACAUGCUCAAAAGCCCUCUUGAUUCGGAAAAUGAUGACACGGCCACAACGGACGAAGAUUCAGAUAUGGAAGACGCGGAAGUCGACUCAGAAACCGCACGUCGCCGGAAACUGAAAGAAGAUAUCAGACAGGUUGACCUGAUCAUGGAUAUUUUGUUCCAAUAUUACGCCAAACUCACCACGUCCAGCAACAUCACGACCCGAGAUAGCGCCAUCGAACAACUUAUUUCCCAAUUCCAUACACACAUCCUACCUACAUAUCGCGCCCGUCAUCCACAAUUCCUCGUUUUUCACUUUGCCCAAUCCGAUCCGAUCAUUGUCGAUCGAUUUGUGACGAGUUGCGUUGCCGUACUAGUCGACAAGAAACAGCCCUACCUCCUCCGGCACAGUGCGGCUGCCUAUUUCAGUGGUUUUGUCGGCCGAGGAGCCCAUGUCUCACCACAGGUUGUUCAAGACUGCCUCGAAUUACUGUGCGACCAUCUCACCAUCCUGCGCAAGACAUAUGAACCAACGUGCCGUGGGCCUGACCUGAAACGAUAUGGCGAUUUCUACGCCGCGUUCCAAGCGAUUCUCUAUAUCUUCUGCUUCCGCUGGCGAGACGUCGCCUCCUCAUCCGCAGAUCUCGAGUCCGAGUCGGAUUUUGACCUUGACGAGGAGGAGAUCGAAACGUAUCAUUUCCCUGAGUCACUCCGAGACUCGCUCCGCACAGCAAUUUACUCACCACUGAACCCCCUUCGGGUCUGCACACCUGUCAUUGUCGAGCAAUUUGCCAAACUCACUUACGCCCUCGAGUUGUUCUACGUCUACCCGAAACUCGAAGAGAAUAAGCACGUUCGAGUAGUGACGGCGGCUCACGCGAGAUCCAUGUCGGACCUCACGAUCAGCAAUCCUGACCGGGACCUGAGCUGGGUUGGCGAUAACGGAAUGCUCGAGGGUUACUUCCCAUAUGAUCCUUACCACCUACCUAUCAGUCGCCAUUGGAUCGAGGGGGAUUAUGUCGAGUGGAGAGGAAUCCCCGGCGACGAGGCGGAGGAAGAUAGCGAAAGUGACGCGGAGGGAAUGGCUGAAGAUGAAGAAGAUGAUGAUGAUGAUGACGAAAACAAUGACGACGACGUUUCAGGAGACGAAGACGAAGACGAAGACGAAGACGUAGGGCAGUGA
Molecule: messenger RNA, 2058 nt
Organism: Exophiala aquamarina CBS 119918
Lineage: Eukaryota; Fungi; Ascomycota; Eurotiomycetes; Chaetothyriales; Herpotrichiellaceae
Exons: 1
Coding region: 1-2058 (685 amino acids)
Biological process (GO): transcription initiation at RNA polymerase I promoter
Cellular component (GO): nucleus
Molecular function (GO): RNA polymerase I core binding; RNA polymerase I general transcription initiation factor activity
Source: RefSeq, a predicted model, not a curated record